UAUAUACAAAAAUAUACCUAGCGUUUGCUUUUUUUCUAAUCCUGUGAUCCUCAAGGAGAUUCCUUACCCAUUCCUAACACUGAGGUGAAAUGAGAAGCUUUGGAAGUUUCCCUGUCAGGGUCCAGGAAUAACAUACACUCAGACAACAUCCUUCCCAUAGCUCUCCUGUGACUUCUGCGCAAAGGUAAACACACACUCUUUUGCCGUGUCAGAAAUAUGAUUUCAUUCUGCUGCGGUGGCGAUUCUGACAUAUGGCUUUCUGUUCCCCCACGAGCACGUACCUCCCCCCCCCCUUUCUCCCUCACUCUCCUCCCCUCUGGCCCACAUCUGGAUCCCAGCUCCUUAUUUAUUUAUGUGGUCUGUCUUGCUUUUGUGGGACUUUUAAAAAGUUCUCUACCUAGUUCUUCUGGCAGUCAGACUAGGAACUGAUGAGGUCUACAAUUACAUUUUACCAUAACUGGUCACUGUGUAAUUACAUGCUUGACCACGGAAUCUCUCCAAAAGUACAGCCCUGCUCCUCAAAUGGCAGACAGAAAUAAGAAUAGUUUCAUGUCUGUUUGGACUCUAGCCCAGCUGAAACUAUGCUCAGCUGCCUGUCUGACAGAGAAAGAGAGAGAGAGAGAGAGAGAGAGAGAGAGAGAGGGUUGGGUGCUUUACCUCCAAAAGGAAAAUUCUGAGGACACUCGAGUCUCGGAACAGUAACUAGAGUGAGCUUCAGAGCCUUCAUUUGUGAUCACGGGAAAGGAGACGUUACUUUGUUGACGAUGAACACCCGUGGGAAUGCUCCAAGAUUGUGACGCUUCGUAAAAGCUGGGGUGCUAUGCUGAAGGGGACUGAGCUUGGACAGAAUGGCAACGCCUCAGAGUUCCAGACAUAGCAGUCUGUCCUCUUCUACUCCAAAGAGCAGGAUGCAUGCCAUUCAGGUGGACUCCGUGCAGCGCUGGAUGGAAGACCUGCGGCACAUGACCGAGGUGGAGUGCAUGUGUGUGCUCCAGUCCAAGCCUAUCGGCGUAGAGGAGGAUGGCGGACAGGGGGAGCUCAUCGUCUCCGGGGCCACGGGCGCCGGAGGAGACCACGUCACCCGCAACAACCUGCAGACGCUCCUGAAGCGGGCGCUGGUGGUGAGCACGGAGCUGGGCAAGAUGUUCCAGCGGCUGGAGAAGGGCAGGUGGCAGCGCGUGCACAGCACUGCGGUCCGCACCAACUGCCACGUGCGCUCGCUCGUGCACGAGUACGGCGCCACGCGCACCACCCCGCCCGAGAUGCAGAAGUAUGAGAAGUCUUUGCUGGAGAAGUGCAUGGAGCUGACCACCAUUACAGAGAGGUGCCUCCACACUGAAGAUGAAUACUUUCUCAAGUCCAUGAAGGAAGCCAUUCAUGAGAUCCUCACUGAUGUCAGCGAUUCAUUCAGCCAAAUGAUUGACAUGGCCCUGGCCAAUGAGAUUCAGAUUCUGAUCAGGCAGAUCGAGGCUUCAGAUAAUGUUUACACCAUUGGCAGUGCCAUCAGCAACCUGCUGUCUCUCACGCAGGAUGGCCCACAGCUCUGCAGCAUCAUUGCCAAGGAAGGAGCUGUGGUGGUCCUUUUUAAGAUCUGCAGGCAGGACUGUUUCAGUAGCCUCUAUGCUCAAGCGCUCCGCACAGUGGCCUCCAUCUGCUGUGUGGAAGAAGGCAUCAACCAGCUGGAGAAGCAGGUGGACGGGAUCCUGUGCCUGGCAGACAUCCUGACAGACGAGUCGUGUGCCGAGGCGGCGCGGGCUGAGGCGGCAGCAGUGGUGGCCCAGAUCACCUCCCCCCACCACACCUCCACUCAGCACCUGGCCAGCUUCCUGGAGAGCAUGCAGGACAUCGUCACGGCCCUCAUCAAGCUGUGUGAGACUGCCUCCUGUGGGGAGGUGUUUCUGCUGGCCUCAGCGGCGCUCGCUAACAUCACCUUCUUUGACAGCAUGGCCUGUGAGAUCCUCCUGCAGCUCAAUGCCAUUCAGAUCCUCCUGCAGGCGUGCUGCGACCGCCAGAGGGUGGACACGCCCUACUCUAAAGACCAGGUUGUGACCAUACUGGCCAAUCUGUCUGUGCUGGAGCAGUGUGCUACAGAGGUCUUGCAGGAGAAAGGAAUCGAGCGUCUGCUGCUGCUGCUGGGGGAGAAGCCCAGCUCGUCCAGCCCGUCCGAGGGCGCUGCAUGUGAGCGCGUGCAGCAGAAGGCGGCCGUGACACUCGCCCGACUCAGCAGGGACCCGGAGGUGGCUCAGACUGCCAUCCAGUUACAGGCCGUCCCCCGUCUUAUCGAGCUGUGCCGCUCCCCGGCUGAGAGGAACAACAGCGACUCAGUGCUCGUGGCCUGUCUGGCGGCACUGAGGCGUUUAGCAGCUGGCUGCCCUGACAGUAUCGAGCCAUCAGACCACCAGCAGCUCAUCAAGCCCAGACUGGUGGACUCCUUUCUGCUCUGCUCCAACAUGGAGGAAAGCUUUGUGUGAGGGGCCACCUCAGCGGACUUCACAUACCCCUCAUAUCUGCUAUCGGUGUAGUGGCUCUCUGAUCAAAAGGAAACGUGCUACUAAAUUAUUAUAUUAUGAUAAUGUAUUAUAACCACGCUUUAACAUGUGGUAUAAGCUGUUCAUUUGUCAUUUUUAUUUAAAAAGAUUAUUAUCAACGUGGCAUGCACAGAAUAAAGCAAUAUUUUAUGCAGCAUCGUAA
Molecule: messenger RNA, 2691 nt
Organism: Clupea harengus (Atlantic herring)
Lineage: Eukaryota; Metazoa; Chordata; Actinopteri; Clupeiformes; Clupeidae
Gene: insc
Product: INSC spindle orientation adaptor protein
Biological process (GO): apical protein localization; establishment of mitotic spindle orientation; asymmetric cell division
Cellular component (GO): apical cortex
Molecular function (GO): protein binding; cytoskeletal adaptor activity
Source: RefSeq, a predicted model, not a curated record